Trichomonas vaginalis G3 is the source of this 366-nucleotide messenger RNA. RefSeq names its product pre-mRNA branch point binding. Bases 1 to 366 code for a protein of 121 amino acids. The record is from RefSeq and is a predicted model, not a curated record. Lineage: Eukaryota; Parabasalia; Trichomonadida; Trichomonadidae. The transcript has a single exon.
AUGGAUGAUAAUGAUCAAUCGGAGUUCAUUCCUUUUCAAUCCAGAAAAACUCAUUGGGGAUCAAAAGAUCAUCGUCCUGUAGUCCAAAAUGUUGCAACUAUCCUUCCACCAGGACUUCCUCCACAAAUUUUAAAAACAUUAUUAUUAAGAAUCCAAUUAGAAGAUGCACAGUACAAUUUAUCACAUAUAAAUACAGAAAAAGAGUAUAUAAAUUGGCUUGAAAACUCUAUCGACUAUUCUUCAUGGAAUGGCGAAUCAGAAAAUGCUAUUAUCUCAAAAGCAAAGGAGAAUUGCCUCAAGGAAAUAAAUGAAAUUAACAAGGAAAUGGAGUCGUUGUAUCCUAGCAUUUUACCAGUUUCUAAAUAG